AUGGUGAAGCAAAUCGACCGCAAGGAAGCCGUUCAGGAAGCCUUGGACGCUGCAGGAGAUAAACUUGUAGUAGUUGACUUUUCAGCCACGUGGUGUGGACCUUGCAAAAUGAUCAAACCCUUCUUUCACGCCCUCUCUGAAAACUAUCCCAAUGUGAUGUUCCUUGAAGUCGAUGUGGAUGACUGUCAGCAUGUGGCUGCAGACUGCGAAGUCAAAUGCAUGCCAACCUUCCAGUUUUUUCAAAAGGGUGAGAAGGUGGGAGAAUUUUCUGGAGCAAAUAAGGAAAAGCUCGAAACCACCAUUAAUGAAUUAGUGUAAACACAUUUUCUG
This is a messenger RNA of Perognathus longimembris pacificus (Pacific pocket mouse), 330 nucleotides long. RefSeq names its product thioredoxin-like. NCBI's taxonomy places the organism in Eukaryota, Metazoa, Chordata, Mammalia, Rodentia, Heteromyidae. Gene Ontology annotation, molecular function: protein-disulfide reductase activity. Bases 1 to 318 code for a protein of 105 amino acids. The transcript has a single exon. The record is from RefSeq and is a predicted model, not a curated record.